CCUCUCCAGGUCCCUUCACGGAGGAAGAAGCCGGGCAAAAAAAAUGGCCCUCGAUAAUUUAAUUUUCGCACAAUGCAUACUUUAUUUUUUCGCCUUUGUGUUCGGUUUCAUCGCCGUGGUGCCUCUGUCCGAAAACACGGAGGAUUUCGGGGGGAAAUGUCUGCUUUUUACGCGCGGGAUGUGGCAGAAUGAGAACAUCACCGUGUCGAAGCAAAGGUUCAUCGUGGAGGAGUGGGGACCGCAGUCGUCCUGCAGCUUCAUCACUUUUGUCGGCAUAGCCUCCCUCAUCUUGUCGGCAGUGCAGGCCUGGAGGCUGCUCUUUCUCCUGUGCAAAGGACACGACGACUCAAUCUUCAACGCCUUUCUCAACCUGCUGAUCAGCUCCCUGGUGGUCUUCACCGUCUUCUUGUCCAGCACCAUGGUCAGUGUGGGUUUCAACCUGUGGUGCGACUCCGUCACCGAGGGAGGGACCAUGCCCAGCAGCUGCGAAGACCUGCAGGACACGGAUCUAGAGCUGGGCGUGGACAAUUCUGCUUUCUAUGACCAGUUUGCUAUAGCCCAGUUUGGCUUGUGGGCUGCAUGGCUCACCUGGCUGGGCAUCGCUGUGCUGGCUUUCCUCAAGGUCUACCACAACUACAGGCAAGAAGACCUACUGGACAGUCUGAUCCAUGAGAAAGACCUGCUGCUGGGUCGCUCUUCCUCCCGUCACGGUUCUGACCUCAAAACUGGCCUCAUCUAGAACGUUAAGGCUGCGCACAUACACACGCAUAUACUUCUUACCCGUCUUGGGGAGCACAUCGUUUGCUUCUGUAGACAAUCAACACCAACUGGCGUUUCCUCCAAAACACCAUUCCUGUAAUUGUUCAUUUACCCACGAAAGUUCUUUAAUGCCAACAACCCACAGCUGUUGAGAAGCACCACAGUGUUAGCAGCUUGGACACAUUGGCUCAUUCUUUGUGAACCUUAUGCAUGACACCAAAUGCAUGGCGACCUGAUAAUAUGAUGCUGGUUUUAGAUAUGAAGGGAGCAUAUCAACAUCUUGUUUUAUACACCAAUAAAUGUAUUCUGAAGGUAAGAA
Entelurus aequoreus (snake pipefish) is the source of this 1078-nucleotide messenger RNA. RefSeq names its product transmembrane protein 179. Lineage: Eukaryota; Metazoa; Chordata; Actinopteri; Syngnathiformes; Syngnathidae. The transcript is spliced from 4 exons. The record is from RefSeq and is a predicted model, not a curated record. Bases 44 to 739 code for a protein of 231 amino acids.